UGACUCACCACUUUUGUGUGUGUCAGACUCAAAGAUGCCAGUCCCAGCUUAGCAGCUUCCACCUUCUCAUUGACAGCACUAUCGUCGUCAUCAUCAUCUUCAUCACCAACACCAUCACCGUUGUCCCACACCCCACGAGACCAUGACAGAACGUCUUCGAUACUCUGGACGCACCCCUCAAGAGCAAGAGGAGUACCUGGCUCAACAGCCAGACUGCCUGCCGGUCCAGCUCGAGCGCCUGCAGGUGCAUCUGGAGAGUGCGAAAACCACUGGGCACGUUGACCGUGGGUUUGUGGAGGAACGCUUGCGCCAGAUUGAUGAGCUGGUGACCCAAAAUGCCUCCGCCCUCCUCCGUCCGCAGGAGCAGGACAAGUUCCGGGAACUGUUUCAGCAGCUGCGCAGCCGAGGCUUUGACAUUGAGGGCGUGCGCACCAUGCUGAAGGACUGCAACGACGCCCUGUUCAUUGUGCGCCCGUUUGCCGUCCACAGGACGGAGGAGAUUGUCAAGGAGACCAUGGCCAACAAUGACGCCGUGCCUUGGAAGGGGCGGGCUUGCAUCAUGCUGCUGGGUGCGUCCAGUGCUGGCAAGACCACAACAGGCCUGUAUCUGACCGGAUACGACAUGGAGCUGCGAGAGGAAGACGGCUACACGUACCCUGGGCCAGCGCCUGAUCAAGACAUGCCCAUUCCGGAGCAAGCCUGCGUGCAGCCUCGACCACACGCGGAAACGUCGUGUGUGUACGUCGUUGGGGCGCUACCGGGCGACCGCCUUCGCCCCUAUGGAUAUCGCGGCGAGGGCACCGAAGUCCUGGUCCUCGACACCCCUGGCUUGAACGAUGACCUUGGAGCAGCGGUAGACCUUGCCAACCUGCUGACGAUCCGCCACAGCUUGGAGGAGGCAGGCGAGGUGUACCCCGUGCUUCUGCUGCCGAAUGAGGGCGGAAACAUGGACACGACGCGCCGCUGCCUGCACACGCUGAUCAAGCUGUUUGCCAACCCAACGCAAGCGGUGCGACGGUGCACGUUCCUGUUCACCCGCAACACGGACACCGCGGAUGCCAUCCCCAACCUCAAGGCAUCCGUGGCGGUGCUGCAUGAGGACGCCGCGACGCUGCCGGUCGAUGACCCCUUCCGGGCGGCUGUCAACGAGCUGCACGCACGCCUGCAGGAAGAAACAACGGCAGACCUCGCGCCGCCACAUCACACACUUGCGCGCGAUCUUUGCGUGGUGCGGCCGCUGGACCGCACGCGCAUCGACGACCACCUGCGACAGAUUGUGAGUCGCGGAGGCAUCACCAACCGCGAGCUCAACCAAGACCUACAGCUUCCAGAUGCAGCCAGCGAUUGCGUGAGCAACGAAGUGCAGUGCAUCGAGCACGUGAUCAGCAGCCUGUGUGCAGGCCAGCAGGCCAAGGAUCUGCGCGUUGUGCUGUUCCAGCUGUGGCGCCUGCGCAGGCUGCAUGCGCUGGUGCCGCUGCCGUACGUGAAGAGCGCCCUCGGUCGGUGCAAGACUGACACGAACAAGCUCCUGCAGUUUCUGCGCGACAAGGUGCAGGCGCAGCUGGAGGUGGCUGCGCAGGACACGCAAUCGGCCAUUGGCGAUGAGCUGACUGCGCUGCUGACGACGUUCAAGAACGACCUUGCGUACGCGCGGGAUGAUGGCAUGGAGCACGCGCUGUUUGCGUCGCUCGCCUCCUACCCAGACCUGCUGGAGCCGCACAUUGCUGCACUGAAGGAGGUCAACGACAACUGCAUGAGGACCCCAGAGAACGCAAGGGUGCUGUCCGUGCGGCUGUUCAAGCUGUACGAGCUGUGCAGCCUGCUGCCGCCUGACCGUGCGACACUGGCGCACGCGUACAUUGCCGCUGGCCAGCGGCUUGUGGCUGUUGUUGCUCGGAGGCAGGCCAUCUGCGUUGGGGCGUUGCAGUCCGACACGGUGGGAGAGCGCGGCAACAGCGUCGCUCUGCUGCUGGCCUGUGUUGCGCUGCUGUCCCGUCACUUUGAGCUGAAGGGCGACGACCUUGUGCCCAACGAGCGCCGCCCUGAUUCUCGCGAUCCACAGCAAGACCGCACGCAGCUCACAUCACGCCUUGGGCGGUGGUACUCUGCCUUUCAAGGUGCCUUGCAACAACACAUCCGUGAGGCAUGUGCAAAGGCCAUCCAUACGCUGAACAACGCCGAGAUUCCGGUUGCCGAGGAGCCGAGCCGAAACGGCGCCGUGCUGGAGGCGUUUCGGCUGGUUCGCAGCGUCCAUGACUGCCCGCAGCUGCUGGAUGUGGUGACGCAGGAGUUCAUGACACAACAACGUACGGACUGCAUCGAGGCCGUCAACGACUUCAUUCGCAGGGCAGAAGGGUACAUGCUACAGCUCGCCACCUCCCAUCGGGUCAAUGACACACCUGACAUGGUUCAAGCUUUCCGUCAGGGCGUUGCCUUUGAGACGUUUGAGGAGGAAGAGAUCAAAAGGCGGGUGGACAGCUUCAAGCAGACUGGACAGCGAAGGCUGGAGGAGGUGCACAGCCAACUCGGCAACAGUGCGGGCUUGGUUGCAACUGUACUGCACGAGGUUCUCGGCGUUCUUUUGCCACAGCAACAUCGAGAACAGCAACAGCAACAGCAGCAGCCACAGCAGCAGCCACAGCAGCAGCCACAGCAGCAGGCGGGUGAACUGCUUUCAACGAAGAUGAAGCGGGUGCUUGCUGCAAUCCUGAUUGCUGUUCUCGCCAUGAUCCUCGUCAACUUCAAGGGUACCUCACAGUAGAGAAUCCACUGCGCGUGGAUGCGUGCGUGUGCGUGUGGUGUGAAUGCGAAGGUGCCUGGCGGUUUGCUUGAAUGCACCCGCGAGCUGUUCCUACUUGCUGGUACCUCAGGUGCUGCAACUGUGCUCCUUGCUUGUUUCUUUCAAUCGUGUUGCUCCUUCUUUCCGUCCGCCUACAACCAACAACAUAGAUAGUUCUUUCCAACCAACCAAGCUGCUGAUGUACUCGUAAUGAUGUGGCGAUGGUGUUCUUCUCAUUUGAAGUACACACGAAACAAAC
Salpingoeca rosetta is the source of this 3038-nucleotide messenger RNA. RefSeq lists its product as uncharacterized. The coding region runs from base 143 to 2761 and encodes 872 amino acids. The transcript has 4 exons. The record is from RefSeq and is a predicted model, not a curated record. NCBI's taxonomy places the organism in Eukaryota, Choanoflagellata, Craspedida, Salpingoecidae.